UGAAAUAUGCUAGUGCCUUAGCAACAUCCAUGUUUGAAUUUACUGCAAUAUUUAAUUUGGCUGAGUAGCACGCAGGGUUGAUAUGGGAGAGGAUACAAUAUACAAUUCAUUUGAGGUGGGCAGUUUUGUUAGGUGCAUUUGAUGACAAUUAUUUGAUGUUUAGGUUUGGUAUGUGAUCUUGCUAGAUGUCGCGAUCCUUAGAUAAAAGUGGUAGCAAAGACAACUAGCCGUCCUAAGAUGGGUUAGUCACUAGAAAAGUUGAAAGUAAAAUCUCGUAUAGAAUUUCCCCUGCAAUUUCAUUUGUGCAUGAAUUGCAUACUGUCAACAUAAAUGACAAAUGUCCAUUGUGUCAAGUAGUAGGAAAGCAACAAAAGAAAUUAAGGUUAAAGCUAUAGACAAAAUCUCCUGCUGAUUUUAUUAAUCCAACAAACUAUUUUAUCAACAAUGUUGAAUCUAAUUAAUACAGAUUUCCUUUUCUCUUCCUUGGUGCCUUUCACUUGUUCACCAAAUCUGAAAACAAUGGUUUCUUCCUGCAUUCAAUCUCACUCUCUAUUUCUUGCACUUUUGUUCUUUUCUGCCAAUGGAACAAACUUCACAUACCCUACGAAUUCCCCCCUUUCCUGUGACACAUAUGUUGCAUACUUUGCUCACUUUCCAAAUUUUUUAACCCUCACAACCAUAUCUGAUAUGUUUGACACCACUCCUCAAUCCAUUGCAAGAGCAAGCAACAUAAAAGAUGAAAAUAUGGACCUUGUUCCAGGCCAACUUUUGCUAAUACCUAUAACUUGUGGCUGCAGUGGAAAUGGAAACUACUCUUUUGCUAAUAUCUCACACUUGAUCAAACAAGGUGAAAGUUACUACUAUCUUUCAACCAUUUCAUAUCAGAAUCUCACCAAUUGGAUGACAGUGGAAGAUUCAAAUCCUAACCUGAAUCCAUAUUUGUUGACAGUGGGAACCAAAAUAGUCAUUCCUUUGUUCUGUAGGUGCCCUUCAAAAGGGAUAGAGUCUUUGAUUACUUAUGUGUGGCAGCCUAAUGACAAUCUUACCCUUGUAGCUUCCAAGUUUGGUGCAUCACAGCAUGACAUAAUCACUGCAAAUGCAAACAAUUUUGGCCAGAAUUUUACUGCUGCAACCAACCUUCCAGUUUUUAUCCCAGUGAAAAGCUUACCAGCUAUUUCACAAUUAUUACACUAUUCUUCAAGUGGAAGAAAGAAAAACAAUCAUUUUCCAAUUAUCAUUUUCAUUGGUAUAUGUCUAGGAUGCACUAUUCUGAUUUCGCUGUCAUUACUAGUAUAUGUGUAUUGUUUGAGGAAGAGAAAAGCUUGUGAGAAUAAGUGUGCGCCUUCUGUGGAGAUAACAGAUAAGUUAAUUUCAGAAGUUUCAAACUAUGUAAGUAAGCCAAAAGUGUAUCCAGCUGGUAUGAUUAUGGAAGCAACAAUGAACUUCAAUGAACAGUGUAGGAUAGGGAAAUCCGUGUACAAAGCUAAAAUUGACGGUCAUGUUUUAGCUGUGAAAAAUGUUAAGGAAGACAUCACAGUCACAGAAGAGUUGGUGAUUCUUCAAAAGGUAAAUCAUGCAAAUCUUGUAAAACUAAUCGGCGUCUCUUCAGGAUAUGUUGGAAAUCACUUUCUUGUAUAUGAAUAUGCGGAAAAUGGAUCACUUUAUAACUGGCUGUUCUCUAAACUUUCCACUGCUUCAAGCUCAGUGGUUUCCCUCACAUGGAGUCAGAGGUUAAACAUAGCAAUUGAUGUUGCAAUUGGUCUGCAAUACAUGCAUGAACACAUAGAACCAAGUAUAGUCCAUAGAGACAUCACAUCAAGUAACAUCCUUCUUGACUCAAACUUUAAGGCUAAGAUAUCAAAUUUUUCUGUUGCAAGAACCACAAAGAAUCCUAUGAUAACAAAAGUCGAUGUUUUUGCUUAUGGUGUUGUUCUGUUAGAGUUAUUAACAGGAAAGAAGUUUUUGUCUUAUAGCGAAAGUAGCGAAGUGAAUAUGUUAUGGAAAGAUAUUAAGGGUUUGUUUGAUAUAGAAGAGAAGAGUGACGAAAGGGUUAGAAGAUGGAUGGAUCCUAAGUUGGGGAAGUCUUUUAAUGUUGUUGAAGCUCUUAGUUUGUUCUCUUUGGCAGUGAAUUGCAUAAAAGAACAAUCUUUGUUAAGACCAACAAUGGGAGAAGUUGUUCUUAGCCUUUCCCUUCUCACUCAACAUUCUCCUACUUUGUUGGAGAGGUCUUGUACUUACGGAUCAGAUGUUGAGAUUAUAACUGGUAUGGUUAGUCCCAUCUUAGCUCGUUGAUUGACGGAAUGUAAAUUCAGUUUCUGCAGUUCAAUUUCGGUAUAUUAGUAUAGAUACUAUGAAAGAUUGUAAGAAUGUGUAAAAAGAAUGAAUUUCUGUUAACAUACUAAGAAUUAUUUUAAA
Vicia villosa (hairy vetch) is the source of this 2415-nucleotide messenger RNA. RefSeq names its product serine/threonine receptor-like kinase NFP. Gene Ontology annotation, biological process: protein phosphorylation. Gene Ontology annotation, molecular function: protein kinase activity; ATP binding. The transcript has a single exon. The coding region runs from base 445 to 2292 and encodes 615 amino acids. Lineage: Eukaryota; Viridiplantae; Streptophyta; Magnoliopsida; Fabales; Fabaceae. The record is from RefSeq and is a predicted model, not a curated record.